Molecule: messenger RNA, 480 nt
Organism: Gloeophyllum trabeum ATCC 11539
Lineage: Eukaryota; Fungi; Basidiomycota; Agaricomycetes; Gloeophyllales; Gloeophyllaceae
Exons: 3
Coding region: 1-480 (159 amino acids)
Source: RefSeq, a predicted model, not a curated record
AUGGCGGCUGUGACUAAUGGUAAGCCUGAGCAAGCAACCUCAGAGAUAGAUCCGGUGUGGUUGUCUAGCCGUACCGCGAGACAAAUAUAUGCUCUGGGCGAGGUGGAGAAAACUGACAAGCCGGAGGACCACAUGCCCCAAGGCGAGGAGCGCUCCGAGCAGUUUGUUGUGGAAGUGAGCGAAUACUUCGAACGGCUGGACGCGAUACACAUGGCCAUACGCUCCUCCCUCGCGCACAUCCGCCAGGCACGUUUCGCGCCCUCCACGAUCAACGCUCCCGACCCUGGAUUUGUCCCCCCGCCGCUCGGUGUCGGUAUGCGCGGCGCGGACGCGAGCGACCACGACCCGACGCGGACGCGCGGCUUCCAGGAAGAGCGCGUCGAGCGCGACGCGUGGAAGGGCAUCCUGGACGCGCUCACGCGGAUCAAGCAAGCGCGGGACGAGGAUAGGCGGAAGAAGGACGACGAGAUGCAGGUGUAG